This is a messenger RNA of Ciona intestinalis (vase tunicate), 3141 nucleotides long. The record is from RefSeq. NCBI's taxonomy places the organism in Eukaryota, Metazoa, Chordata, Ascidiacea, Phlebobranchia, Cionidae.
AGUAUUUUGACAACAAUAGUAACCGCAACUCCUGGGUCUUUUAAUUGUUAUUAGAUCCGCAUGUAGUUACACAACAUGUCCGACUUAACAAACAUAGACGCAGAUUUCCAGCCUCAAGCAAGGCCAAGGUCAGGAACCUGGCCAAUGAACCGACCAUCGGGCCGAAGGAACGAAGACAAUGAUGUUGGAAUGAAGUUGGAAGCAACAAUUGAAGAAGCUUCUUCUCAAGAACAUUUACUAAUGGAGGCGCUGGCUCAACCCAGCCUUGUGCAGUCGAUAAAACAAGAGAUACAAGAACCAAUGGGGUCAGAGUUUAGCAACGGACUUGCAGGGUCCCCAUCUGCUAACCUUGUCACCGAUUUCUCAAGUAUUUUACUGAGUGGGCAGCAAAGUGGGGUUAACAGCAGCAACGCCAGUCCUAAUCUAUCCUUCACUGACUUAUCGUCUCCUCAGGCGCCUUUUCCGAACACUAUGUCCUCUCCCACCCAACUUGAUACUAAACCAGUUAUAACAGGGGUGUCCUCCACCCUUAGUGUAGGGCUCCAUACACCGGUCACCGCCACCAGUAGCGUGGAUUCUUCUUUGGUCAGCAAUGUGGCUUCGAAGCCUAAAACUACAUCGCGCAAGAACGCUUGGGGGAAUAUGUCAUACGCUGACCUCAUCACACAAGGCAUUGAAAGCUCCCCUGAUAAAAGAUUGACCCUCGCACAGAUAUAUGACUGGAUGGUGAAGAAUGUUCCUUACUUUAAGGAUAAGGGUGAUAGCAACUCAUCUGCUGGAUGGAAGAACUCGAUCCGACACAAUCUGUCUCUUCAUAGUAAGUUCAAACGCAUCCAAAACGAGGGCACAGGGAAAUCUUCAUGGUGGAUUAUCAACCAUGACGCUAAACCAGGGAAAUCUCCCAGGAGGAGGGCAACCAGUAUGGAAACAACUAAUGGAAAGUACAACAGGUCAAGAAGCAAGGCUGUGGCGAAACAAAAGGCUGAAUUAUUGAAGAAACAAAAGUCCGUAACGAAACGUGAUUCACCAACUUGGGCAAGGAGUCCCACUAGUGGCGAUGCUCCUGAUUUUGAUCAUCCUGUCAAUAAAUCUCUUAUUAAUGACUUCAGGCCUCGUGCAAGUUCUAACGCAAGCAGCAUUGGUGGCCGUACUUCGCCCAGACAUUUCUUACCCCAGGAUCUUGAAGAUGAUGGCCCUCCACCACUGUCCCCUGCUUCUUAUACUAAUGCUUCCAUAAGCGAUCUAUUCGGACCUCGAAGUGAUUCUUUCUCCUUGGUUGAUGGAAUCGACUUAAACAGUCCUGGGAGCGUUCUGCAGAAUGACUUACUUGAUAGCAUAGCAGGUAUGGAAGUAAUGAACCCACCUUCCCCACAAACAAGUGAACGUAACAACCCCAACAUUUAUAUUAACCCAACAGCAAACCAGGAUUCUUACCAAUCACCAAUGUUCCCUCAGAUGAAGAAUAUUAUCAGUCCUACCCAAGAGAACCAGCCACAAGAGGAGCCCCGGAGCAACCUCAACUUGAUGGGAAAAGAGAAGUUUCCGUCCGACAUCAACUUGGAUCAACAUGAUAUAUUCGACUCUGGGGUGAUCGAUCUUGACCAAAUGUUGCAAGACAUUGGACCACCAAGCUCCGAUGGUUAUAUGGAUUUCAACUCAUAUUGUCCACAGGAGAUUCCUGCUUACACGACAAACGUUGACAUGGAAAGCGGAAUGGAUACCACUAUGACAUCAUCAAUGGAACCCGACAACAAUGGAUAUAACUACAACAUGCAGCAACAACAACAACAACAACAACAGCCCAAAAAACUACAACAACAACAACAAUAUCAACACUAUAUGACCCAAACAAACGACAAUGUACCCCAGAUAUACCUAGGAAUGGAUGGGGGGAUGGGUUACCCCAUGCGGGGGCAAACGGGGAUCGUUAUGGGGUCAACUGGGACGCCCCAGCAUUUCACCCACCAUACAAUGCGACCUCAGUCGUCAGUCGGUACAAUAUCUGAUUACCGGUUGUGAAUAUAUGAUGUCUAUGUUCCGAGGCUUAAUUCAAGCUGUUUUAAAUAGAAAUACCAUUUCAUAUGUCGCAAAGUAUUACUACGUCGUGUAAGGUGUUGGGGGGGAAGGUGUAACACACGCACUUCUGCGCCAACGGUGGUUACAACCCUGAACACUGUAUGUCAUAAUCGUGUGGUUAUGAUGUCAUAAUCAUGUGAAUGUGAUGUCAUAAUUGUGUAAAUAUGAUGUCAUUAUUAUCUGAUUGUGAUGUCAUGAUUGUGUGAUUAAGACAACAUCUUCACGAUUAUGACGUCGUCAUAACGAUUAUGAUGUCAUUAUCGUGAGAUUAUGGCGGCCAUCCAAAGUUCAGCAUAAUGUUUAAUGUUGUUCUAAAGUUUCAUCUCUGUUCCUUUUGUGCUCCAGUGAUGUCAUGAUGAUGUCAUCAGUGAUGUCAUUCAGUAGAACCAAGUUAGAAAAUCCCACGGUGCUCUAGACACUUGAUGGCGACAUGCGCGACAUCUUUACCUUUCUCGGUUUAGGGGAAACUCCCCACUGGUACGAAUCAGCAAAUAUUAACGUUUCACUUCUUGGUGCUCCUUGUAUUUUAUCACAGUGGCUUUUAUGACGUCAUAGUCAUUUUUUAAAAGCUGGCCAAUCACAGUUUCGCGUUUGUUUUUAAAUAGACACCAUUGUUGAAUCAUAGUUCUUUAAUUGUGUCCUAACAAAUGUUAUUGUGAUGUCAUUUAUCGUGUAUAACAGCAACUGUUGUGUGAAUUAUUUUUAUCGUCUUAAUAUUUUAAGUUCAUAAUGAAUUGAAUAACUGAUCAAUUGUUACAUCAUAAUCAUGAAUUGUUUACAGGAGAUUAAGCAUUGUUACCUCACACUACUUGAUCCCUAGUUAGGGGAAACCCCCACCAUAAAUAAUUGCAUGAACUUUUAUCCCAUCUUAUCAUUUAUAAUUAGUUUUAAACAUUUUUAAUGUAUUUUUUCACACGUGCUUAUUUUUACAGUUACUGUUCAAGGGUUGGAUAACCUUUCACGGUUUGGGGGAACUCCCCAUGUUGUAAUGUGCUUUUUGUAAUGUACAAAUCCGCUGUCCCUUUAUCUGCUGACAAACAAUAACAUGAAAUUUUCCGUAGAAAC